AUGUUGCACACUGUGAAAUGCUGCUGGCCGUUCCGCCCCGAGAUGCUGGGGAUUUGGUGCGGGCAACAAGCAACCACUCAGCCGGCGAUAUUCUAUGGAGUGAUUUCAAUGUCUGCAUCGCACCGGUUUCAUAUUGACUAUAACCAUAGGACGAAUGACCCGCAGGCAGGCCAGUGGAUGUUGCAGGCGCUUGAGUUUCGUGCCAAAAUCAUUCAGAGCCUCAAGCAGACCAUCAAUGACAUCGCUACGACGAAUGUCGACUUGGCCAUCGUCACGAUUGCCAUGCUUAUUUGUGUGGAGGCAUCCAACGCAAAUCUUGCAGAAAUGGAUAUUCACAUGGCUGGGCUACAACAGUUGAUUCAAUCCGCCGGGGGCAUUGGCCGUCUUGAUUUGUCCACAAUAUCAUUUCUGAUCGGCAUGGAUAUCCUCUGGGCUAUUGUCAAAUGCACCUCGCCAGCUCUCCCAUUACCUCCCAAGUACUUAGAGUAUGCCCUGAAUCACCCAUCUCUCACCAUUCAUCCCUACAACCCCGUGGAGGAGGACCUUUUGAGUAUCCCCCGCGGCAACAUCUUUCACGAUCUAGGAUCUCGGUUUGUCCAUUCUGCGUGGGCGGGGAUUCUCGAUCGGUCUUUUAGAGCAGCCAUUGAGAAUUUCUGUAAUCGGAUUGUGCACUAUGAGGCCGAUGAGCAGCGGCAGCAGCGCGAUAGGAUUGUUACAUACGGGGAUAAUAAUCCUUGGAAUAUUUCGCAGCGAUAUAUACUCUCAUUAUCCUAUGAGCACUUAGGUCCUGGCGACAUCAGAGAACCACUACGUCGCUCAAUGCUCACGUAUUCCAUGGCGCGGUAUUGCAAGUUCGGCUCAUUCCCAUGCAUGGACGAGAUCGCCGGCGCACUCCGUGAAAGCCUCGUUCCUAGGCUUGACACCUUCCUCUCGACUGCGUCUGACCUUUUGUUCUGGAUCCUCUAUGUCGGUGCCUUGACGGCAAGAGAGAGCUCGGAGCACUAUCUGUGGUACUGCGCUCAUUUCAGCAGUGUUUCUUCAACGUUGGGCGUUCUUGAUUUCACAGACGCACGGGCGCUCCUUGAGCAGUUCUUCUACAUCCACCGACCUGCAGACAGGGCAGCCGAAAAAGUGUGGCAAAGCGUCUCAUCGCGGAUCACAAACAGCCUGUGUAUUGAUCGUCCUGUAUUACGUGUCGGGGUCGGCAUACCUGAGGUAACAUAA
This is a messenger RNA of Aspergillus clavatus NRRL 1, 1224 nucleotides long. RefSeq lists its product as uncharacterized. Lineage: Eukaryota; Fungi; Ascomycota; Eurotiomycetes; Eurotiales; Aspergillaceae. The record is from RefSeq and is a predicted model, not a curated record. The transcript has 3 exons. Bases 1 to 1224 code for a protein of 407 amino acids.